AUGGAGGCCGCAGCCAAACUCUUCUUCUCCUCACCCCGCUUCGCCGUAGCUGGCGCGAGCACUGACCCCAGCAAGUUCGGCUACAAGAUCCUCGCCUGGUACCACCAGCACUCCCUGCCCGUCACCCCGCUGAACCCGUGGGCCCCCGAAAUCGCCUUCCCCUCGCACACAUACAGCACGACACCGUCUCCCUCCGCGCUCCCGUCACCCAAGCAGACAUCGCUCUCCGUCGUGACGCCGCCAAAAGUGACGCUUGCGGUGUUGAAGGAGGCCAAGUCGGUGGAUAUACCCGCUGUGUGGCUGCAGCCGGGCACCUUUGACGACGAGGUGCUUGCGUAUGCGCGGGAGAACUUCAAGGCUGCGGUUGCCGGGAUGGAGGGGAGUGCUGGGCACGAAGGGUGGUGUGUGCUUGUGGAUGGGGAGGAUGCGCUGGCGGCGGCGGGUGUGACUUGGAGGGCACAGAAGUUGUAG
This is a messenger RNA of Paracoccidioides brasiliensis Pb18, 471 nucleotides long. RefSeq lists its product as uncharacterized. The transcript has 2 exons. The record is from RefSeq and is a predicted model, not a curated record. The coding region runs from base 1 to 471 and encodes 156 amino acids.